AUGGCUUCAACUACGACCAAUGGGGCAACGACCGCGGCCAAGACCAAGUUACAUGGGCGGGUAUUCUAUGAAAGCAUAGGUAGUCCUAAGUUUGUACUUGCGCCUAUGGUCGAUCAGUCCGAGUUCGCCUGGCGCAUGCUUACUCGGUCGUUUCUCACUCCAGACGAGAACUCGAAACUCUUAGCUUAUACUCCUAUGUUCCAUGCUCGAUUAUUUAAAGAAACAGCCAAAUAUAGAGAAUCGCACUUCGAAGCGACUCGACCCUCUCCGUCUACUCCUGCUUCGACAACGUCGAAUUCUACGCCUGCAUCUACAAACACCGAACAAUUACCCCCACUCCUAGAUGGUAACCCGGCGUUCGAUCGUCCUCUGUUCGUACAGUUCUGCGCCAAUGAUCCUGAACACUUACUGGGUGCAGCAACCUUGGCCGCGCCUUAUUGCGACGCCGUCGACUUGAACUUAGGUUGUCCCCAGGGUAUAGCGCGCAAAGGUCACUAUGGCGCAUUCUUGCAAGAGGACCAGGAACUCGUCUACAAUUUGAUCAAUACCCUUCACAAGAACCUCCCCGUGCCUGUAACAGCAAAGAUUCGUAUAUUGGAGACUAAGGAGGACACUCUAGCUUAUGCUAAGAAUGUGUUGGCUGCGGGAGCAAGUAUCAUUACCGUCCACGGACGAAGACGAGAGCAGAAGGGUCAUAUAACUGGUGUCGCAGACUGGGAAUACCUACGCUAUCUGAGAGAGAACCUACCUAAGGAAACGGUCAUCUUCGCCAAUGGCAAUAUUCUCCAGCACGGAGAUCUGGAAAGAUGUCUUGAGGCAACGGGCGCUGACGCCGUCAUGAGCGCGGAGGGAAAUCUGAGCGAUCCGGCCAUCUUUGCGCAACCACCACCUCCUGGACAAGAGGGACGAGAGUAUUGGCGAGGCUUAGAUGGAAAGGGCGGCUAUCGAAUAGACGCCGUGUUUAGACGUUAUAUGGAUAUCAUACACAAACACGUCCUACAACGGGAUCCGCCAGCGCGAAGGCCCUUAUUUAUUAUUGGGGAUGAUGAGGGUUGGCUUACCGAAGGAAAAGAUAAGGAUCCAGAGCAGGAGGAGGGCCCGGCGCGCAAGAAACGGAAGAAGGAUGGUGGCAGCAGGAACGAGAAAUGCACCUCGCCGAAUCUCCUUGCGGUCCGACCUCACUUAUUUCAUCUCUUGAGGCAUUUCAUAUCGAAACACAUAGAUAUCCGUGACGCUCUAGCAAAGUGUCACGCUGGCGACGUUCCAGCUAUCGAAAAUAUUCUCGACAUGGUAGAGCGGCGUGUAGCAGAAGGCCUUAUCGAAUACGAGAGGACUAGAGGCAAAAGCAUAGAAGAACCAGAAGCACAACCCAAAUCGGUAGAAAAUAAAGAGUCGGCAGAAUCGACAAAGACAGAAGACACCGAGAACGCAGAAUUCGACCCGGAAAGCUCGAUAGCAACGGUCAAGAAAUGCAAGCGGCCGUGGUGGAUUGCACAACCCAUAGUGCGGCCACUUCCGAAAGAGGCCCUGGCGAACGGGAGCAUAAGUCUAAGUAAGAAGGAGAAGAAAAAACAGGAACUAGAGGCCCAAACCGUGGCGGAAAAGGAUGUAAACACGGUCGAAAAGGGGGUAGAUGCAGAAUUACCGAAGCCCGACGGCGUAACAGGGAUUAAGGAACCCCCUAUGGAUGCGAAGAAGCCGGGACUUACGGCUGAUGAGCUGGUCUAUAUGUCUACCGCAGACCUGGAAUACUCAGCAGACGGCGAAAUCGCCACCUUCUUCGUCAAGACCUCCAUCACCCGGGCCCAAUGCGACGCCCGAGCGGCGGAACUCGCGGGGGGCGGCACCGUCGUUCCGGUCGGAAUACAGGGGGUCUGUAGUUAUUCCGUGUAUGCCGGGCGAGACCAGGAGUACGUCGUACAGUUCCGGCUCCGGUCUCUGGGGCUUAAGAUGGAGACUGCGGUGUUAGCGCGGGAGGUUUAUGGAGAGUUGGUCCCGACGGUUUCGUUUGAAGGGCGGAUGGGAGUGGAUGGGGAUGGGAAGGAAGGGGUUUGUGUGUAUUUGAUGAGUCGAGUGCGGGGGGUUACGUAUUUGGAUUUUACGCUGGCGUAUGAUGGACCUGAUAAUUCGCAGGAGUGGCUUCGUUGGCGGAGGGAUUUGAUGGUGGAUAUUGCGCGGUUCUUCGCCCGCUCGUGGAACGCCCCUCAGCUGGUCAGUCCAGAGGAUCGUGAGAAGCUCCGCGGGACAUACGUUAGAGAGUUACGGCUGUUAUACUGUGCACUUCCGGAUCGCUUUCGCCGUAUUAUCCAGAACUGCGUCGAUUCCCUAGACGCUGUUAUGUCCCUACCUAUGGUGCUCCUACACCGUGACUUCGGCACGUGUAAUAUUAUAGUCGACGAGACGUCGUGUCAUCUCGUCGGCGUUGUCGAUUGGGCUGAAGCCGAGAUAUGCCCCUUCGGGCUAAAUCUUCAUUUUCUCGAGGCUUUAACGGGGAAACUUCAUCUUCGCGACGGCUGGAGCCGAUAUGGGGAUUAUGCCACUUUGCAAGAUGUAUUCUGGAGCACAUUUACACAGCAAGUGGGAGGAGUGGAUGAAGAUACCGUCCGAACUAUCAAACUUGCACGGAUCACGGGCUUACUGCUUUCUGUCGGCUUCACUAGUCGUCUUGCGAACGAACCUGCUCCAUUGCCUAUUUGUGAUGAUGAAAUUGGACGGUAUAAGAUGCUAUCCCUAGAUGGGUUUCUUAUUAAUCCAGAGACGAGGUUUCAUGACCUUGCGGCAUGA
Messenger RNA from Daldinia childiae, 2784 nucleotides. Its product is annotated as tRNA-dihydrouridine(16/17) synthase [NAD(P)(+)]. Gene Ontology annotation, molecular function: flavin adenine dinucleotide binding; tRNA dihydrouridine synthase activity. The record is from RefSeq and is a predicted model, not a curated record. NCBI's taxonomy places the organism in Eukaryota, Fungi, Ascomycota, Sordariomycetes, Xylariales, Hypoxylaceae. The transcript has 4 exons. The coding region runs from base 1 to 2784 and encodes 927 amino acids. Gene Ontology annotation, biological process: tRNA processing.